Molecule: messenger RNA, 751 nt
Organism: Glossina fuscipes
Lineage: Eukaryota; Metazoa; Arthropoda; Insecta; Diptera; Glossinidae
Gene: Spec2
Product: CDC42 small effector protein homolog
Exons: 3
Coding region: 411-665 (84 amino acids)
Biological process (GO): regulation of Rho protein signal transduction
Cellular component (GO): plasma membrane
Molecular function (GO): small GTPase binding
Source: RefSeq, a predicted model, not a curated record
AUAACUAAAAUGAUCUUUUCGACUUGAAUUGUUUUAAUUGUAAUCCUAUCGUAUGACUGCAUUUUUUCUCUCUCUAACUUGUGUGUGUGUGUGUGUGUAUACAUGAACAUUGAAUCAGCCGUCUGAAUAAAAUUGCGUCUUUGCCAUCUUAAAAUAUUGCCUUUACCUUUUAUGCAACCGUAUAAGUUAUCUCUCUUAAAGGCCUACAACGUAGUAUUACAGCGAUACCGUAAAGUUGAAUAUUCAUAGCCAAGCGUCAUUCGCGGAAAUAUAGGAUGGGCGCAGCGAGCUGAGUGUGAGCUGUGGCAAAAUAGCUCGACUGCUGCAAAAGCCAAGAAGCCUUUGAGAAAGCGUAAGCGAACAAUAACAGAGAGACUGUGGCGAACAAUAAAAAUCCUAAACGCAAUAAAAUGGCAAAUACUGGAGAUAUAUGGUUACAAUGGUUUUCAUGUUGUUUUCAUCAGCCGCAAUCGCCAUCACGUCGACGACAUCAACGGCUGCGUAUCGAUCGUUCCAUGAUAGGUAAUCCAACGAAUUUCGUUCAUACCGGACACAUUGGUUCGGCCGAUGUUGAACUCUCCACCAAUCAUUUAAAUGCAAUCCAAACACAAAUGCAAAGCAAAGGAGGCUACGAAAUGAAUUCAAUACAAGUACAGGCCUGCUGAUAGUUUUGGUUCAACAAUCUUUGAAAAAUUAUCUGAUAAUAUAUGAAUUGAAAGAAGAAAAAAAAGCAAAAAGAAAAAAAAAAAAA